UCCGCCUCCGCCGACUCGCUUUAGCUGCCAGUCCCCGACCGAGGAUCCAGCCUACCUUCCUUCUUUGUGGCAGUGAGCUCCAGCCCGGCGGAGGCGGGACUGGGAGGGCGGUGGUCUCCUCCUCUUCCCCGUGGCCUGGCCUGCCUGUUCCUCACAUCCCUCCAAGUGGAAGAUGGCGGCGGAUCCGAGCGGCGACUGUGGGCUUAGCGUGCGGCCUGAGGGAUCCGAGCGGCCCGCAGUGGCCCUGCUGCUGGGCCGAAUCUAGCAAGGCUACGGGCGGACAGAUUCGUGGUUGCUUCGUGGCGUAUGGGGGGCUCUCGUGUUUCUUCGUGGCCGCAGUAAUCUGUGCCACAAUCUUUUAGAGAAGGUCAAAAUGGUUGAAAGUUAAUAGAAGUUUGCUGAAGCUUACUCAGGUCUUCAAAUACAGAUGAAUUAGAACAAGGCAUUCUUAAGACCUACAGCUUGGUGCCCUUACAGAGGCUGUACUAGUCUGCCUAUCUUUCAUAUGCAAGAUCUUCAUCAGAUGAAACUAACAAGCACCACCAACCCCAUGAUAAAGUGACUGUGCAUUGUGCUGAUUUCACUUAUUUGUUAAGUACAGACCUACUGUUUGUGAGAAGUGCUCUUGAACAUCAUUUGCAGAUUGCUAAUCAACAGUGACCAUCAUGUGACUGGCAAGCCAGCUAGCUGAGGCAACUCUUCAGUUUAUGGAGAGCCUAUGCUUUCCCUACCCUGAUGCCUGAUACUCACUUCUGAAACCAAGGAAUUCAUAACUGCACAUGACCCAUCUCCUUCCUAGGAGUCUCCUGAGCAAGUGGAGAAGCAAAGGAGGGGAGCAGCAGCACUCAGAGGAGCAAUGGGACUUGAAGGCCAUGGUCACUUGAGAUAAAUGGCAGAUCACUGGAAAUCUAGUCUUGUAGCUGCUUGCUUAAGCUUUAUACCUCUCUGCAGCCCACAUUUCUUCUCUGUGAGCUGCCACUGGCUCUUCCAGUGGUGGCGUUGGAGACACCGAAGGCAGCUUGGUUGGUGCCAAGCUUGAGGAAGGGAUAAGCCACCCGCCUCACCAUGAUUCAUCUGUGGAAAGUAGUGAGGCAUGUGCGACAGCUGGAGCUCCACAGAUUGAUCCUGCUGCUCAUUGCCUUCAGCUUGAUUUCCAUGUGCUUCCUGGCUUAUUAUGUCACCAACAGCCCUAAAAUAAAGGAACCGCCUCCUUUGCCCUUCAGUGAUUGUAGCAACCAGCACAGGGUCCUCAUUCAGCCCCAGGCAAGCUGGAGGCUUACAAAAUCAGUGGACAACUCACGCACAGACCCUGUGGUGCUAGUCUUUGUGGAAAGCAUUUAUUCCCAAUUGGGUCAGGAGAUUGUGGCUAUCUUGGAAUCUAGCCGGUUUAAAUACAGGACAGAGAUUGCCCCUGGAAAGGGAGACAUGCCCACUCUGACAGACAAGGACCAUGGUCGCUAUGCUCUUAUUAUCUAUGAGAACAUCCUUAAAUAUGUGAACCUGGAUACCUGGAACAGGGACCUAUUGGACAAAUACUGUGUGGAAUAUGGAGUGGGGAUCAUUGGCUUCUUCAAGGCAAAUGAGAACAGCUUGCUCAGUGCUCAGCUCAAGGGCUUUCCCCUCUUUCUACAUUCCAAUCUAGGUUUGCGAGACUAUCACAUCAAUCCGAGUGCCCCACUGCUGUAUGUAACUCAAGCUAACGAAGUGGAGCAGGGCCCUCUGCCUGGGGAUGACUGGACAGUUUUCCAGUCAAAUCACACCACCUACGAACCUGUGUUGAUGGCCAGCACCAAAUCUUCAGAAUCAAUCCCUCACCUGACCACCCACAGAGCUCUGCACGCUACUGUGGUGCAAGACCUUGGUCUGCAUGAUGGCAUCCAACGGGUCCUUUUUGGCAAUAAUCUCAACUUCUGGCUGCACAAGCUCAUUUUUGUUGAUGCUAUUGCUUACCUGACUGGCAAGCGUCUAUGUCUGUCCCUUGACCGCUACAUCCUUGUGGACAUCGAUGAUAUCUUUGUGGGCAAAGAGGGCACACGCAUGAAGGUGUCUGAUGUAGAGGCUCUACUGAACACUCAGAACAAGUUGAGGACUUUAGUCCCUAAUUUCACUUUCAACCUGGGAUUCUCUGGGAAAUUCUACCACACUGGUACCAAUGAGGAAGAUGAAGGGGAUGACAUGCUGCUAAAGCAUAGGAAGGAGUUCUGGUGGUUCCCCCACAUGUGGAGUCACAUGCAGCCACAUCUCUUUCACAAUGUUACUGUGCUAGCUGAGCAGAUGAAACUCAACAAGCAGUUUGCUUUGGAACAUGGGAUCCCCACAGACUUGGGCUAUGCAGUAGCCCCCCACCACUCUGGGGUUUAUCCUGUCCAUGCACAGCUCUAUGAGGCAUGGAAAUCUGUCUGGGGCAUCCAGGUGACCAGCACAGAGGAAUAUCCCCACCUUCGGCCUGCCCGGUACCGACGAGGGUUCAUCCAUAACGAGAUCAUGGUGUUGCCUCGACAGACUUGCGGUCUUUUCACUCACACCAUCUUCUACAAUGAGUAUCCUGGUGGCUCCAAGGAGCUAGACAAAAGCAUUCGUGGUGGUGAACUCUUCCUGACGGUGCUUCUAAACCCAAUCAGCAUCUUCAUGACACACUUGUCCAAUUAUGGAAAUGACCGGCUUGGGCUCUACACUUUUGAAAGCCUAGUCAAAUUUGUGCAAUGUUGGACCAACCUCCGUCUUCAGACUCUGCCUCCCAUCCAGCUGGCCAAAAAGUAUUUUGAAAUAUUUUCACAGGAAAAGAACCCUCUGUGGCAGAACCCUUGUGAUGACAAGAGGCACAAGGACAUCUGGUCCAAAGAGAAGACAUGUGACCGGCUUCCCAAGUUUCUCAUCGUUGGUCCUCAAAAAACUGGCACAACCGCUGUGCACCUCUUCCUCUCCAUGCACCCAGCUGUUACCAGUAACUUUCCAAGCCCUUCCACCUACGAAGAGAUCCAGUUCUUUAAUGGACCCAACUAUCACAACGGAAUUGAUUGGUACAUGGAGUUCUUCCCCAUCCCCUCUAAUGCCAGCACAGACUUCAUGUUUGAGAAAAGUGCCAAUUACUUUGACACUGAAGUAGUACCGAAGCGAAGUGCGGCCCUGCUUCCACGGGCCAAAAUAAUUGCCAUCCUGAUCAACCCAGCUGACAGAGCCUACUCCUGGUAUCAGCACCAGCGUGCUCACAACGACCCUGUGGCACUCAACUAUACUUUCUACCAGAUCAUUUCUGCUGGUCCCCAAGCCCCUCAAGACUUGCACAAUCUGCAAAGCCACUGUCUGGACCCUGGAUUGUAUUCCACUCAUCUGGAGAGAUGGUUGAUGUAUUAUCCUUCUGGACAGGUUCUGGUUGUGGAUGGACAGGAACUUCGACACAGCCCCAUUUCCAUCAUGGAGAACAUCCAAAGGUUUCUGGGGGUUACACCACUGUUCAACUAUACCCAAGCACUCAAGUUUGAUGAAGCAAAAGGAUUUUGGUGUCAAGUGCUGGAAGGAGGGAAGACCAAGUGCCUGGGGAAGAGUAAAGGAAGAAAAUAUCCAGACAUGGAUUCCUCAUCCCGCAUGUUCCUAGCAGACUUCUAUCGCGAGCACAACAUUGAACUAUCCAAGUUGAUGAACAAGUUUGGGCAGCCACUUCCUACGUGGCUCCGAGAGGAACUGCAGAAUUCUAGCUGGAGCUGAAGUGAAGGCUGCUAGCUCCAGCGCUUCCAAACAUCUGGGUGUGGGAGCCACUGGAAAAAAUACACACCACUGCCAUCUCUUCUCUAUGAACGUGAACCAGAGGAAGAAGCAGGAAGUGCACCGGCCUGCGUGUAGACCUUGCAUCUUCAAGUAUUGAUGGUUUGUUACAUUGGAGUGACAGCCAGAGAACAAUAUUGCACAAGCUUCUGUGCAGUCAUUCCCAUCUCCCCUGAAAUUUUAGGAUGACUGACAUAGGAGUGCUUCUGGGCUAUAAUUCCCCUGUGCCGGAAAGCAAAGAAUAGAUUCCACAAAGAACAAAAGCAUGCAAAUGUGUAGGCUACUGGGACAUUCCCUUUUAAUGUCCAAAACCACUCAGGAUGCUAGGAAGUGAAUGUCUUAAUAUCGUGACGGUUCCCUUAUGUGGUUCUUAGGGUGAGGUUUCCAAAGUUGUUAAUAAUGGACAGCAAGUUGCAAUUCUCUCACUGUAGCCUUAGUUGUUGCAUUAUCCCUAUUCUAGGGGACAAGGAGGGAGGGAAAGCAAAUGGGUGAUUAGGCAGCAGAAACCUGCAUACGUUCUCAUGUUAGAGGGAUUACUAUUUCUUUCUACUUGUGGCAGAUAAAAGAUAAUGAAAGGGAAAUGUGAUGGUACCACAUUCAUUCAUGAGCUAUGAAAAAAAAGCAUCCACUUGUAAGUAAUCACAGCAGUCUUAACUUUCAGUUGGGGUGAACAGGGGAUUCAGCUGUCUCUUGAGUAGACUAUCCUUGUGCACUGCUCCCCUCUUUUAUUUUGAUCAUAACAAGACUGAGUGAAAUGGAAUCGGGGUCCGUUCAAAUUACCAUUUUCCCUCCAGUUCUGCAGGUGGUGGGGCUCCAGCCAAUUCUUACGAUCUAAGCUUACUAUUUCCUCAUUAGAACCACUACCUACAUGAGUGGAAAGUUACAUGAAUGCAAUCCUGCCCAUCGCUCCUAACAUGCCUUAUGCAGAGUGGUCCAGCAGGUGCUCGCAACAAGUGCCAGCCUCACGGAGGGACAUGCAGCAGCUGACUGGCAGGAAGACUCCUUGGGGUAAUUCAGUAUGCCCAGCCUAACAGGGAAAAAGUGAUUUCAGCCAAACUUAUACAUGAAGCCUUAGCUAUUGUGUAUUUUUAAUGGUGACUUGACCAUCGUUUGUAAAUAUAUAAUAUGGACUAUAUCAUAUUUCAUUCAAUGUAUCCCUGUGCCGAGGGAAAUGUUCUACAACCAAAAAUGGAACCAACAAACCUAAAACCCUGUGGCUGAAGAGAGAAGCAUGUGCUGUGCUUCCUGCAGUGGAUUCAUGUAUGUCAUUCACAUUGAAUGAUAAGAAAAAAUUCUUGGCUGUUGCAGCUGAGCACAAUGUCUAAAUAAAGGUUAGACGUAGCAUUUGGAGUCAAUAAA
This is a messenger RNA of Rhineura floridana, 5121 nucleotides long. It is a transcript of the gene NDST2, whose product is annotated as N-deacetylase and N-sulfotransferase 2. Bases 1066 to 3705 code for a protein of 879 amino acids. The record is from RefSeq and is a predicted model, not a curated record. Gene Ontology annotation, cellular component: Golgi apparatus. NCBI's taxonomy places the organism in Eukaryota, Metazoa, Chordata, Lepidosauria, Squamata, Rhineuridae. Gene Ontology annotation, molecular function: heparan sulfate N-sulfotransferase activity; deacetylase activity. The transcript is spliced from 16 exons.